AUGUCGGAGGUUAAAAGAACCAUUAGGAUUACCACUGAGCAACAUGUAAUGAAAGAUCUCCCACCAGUUGAGAAUUUUCCAAUGAGAAAAUGGUCAAUUUCGAUAUCGAUGCUUGAUGCACAAGGGUCAGAAAUACCAGCCAAAAUUUUGGACAAGGUUACUUAUCAUUUGCAUCCAACGUUUGCCAAUCCAGUUAGAGUUACAAAACAACAACCUUUCAUAGUUGAAGAGCAAGGAUGGGGUGAGUUUGAUAUUCCAAUUGUAGUACAUAUAUUGGGGAUAAAUGGUAAACCAGGUGAACGUAAGUUCCAGCACGAUUUGAAUUUCUUGCAAGAAAAGUAUCACAAUGACCAUGUAAUUUCGAUCCCCGUUGGACCCAACAAGAACCCACAAUUGAACAAAUUUUUACUUGAAAGUGGUAGUUUGCCCUUUGACGAAGGCAGCAAUAACAGCAAUGGUCCCAGUGGGGUAAAGAGAAAAUUAGAAUCGAGUAAUGGACCAUCAUCGUCAAAUCAAGUUGCUGGGGACAAAAAUAAGAAAUCAAAGGGAGCAAUCAAAGGUAAUAUUGAUUUAGAAAAAUUGUCUAAUGGACUAACUAAAUUAAGUGAAGAUGAUUUGAUUGUGGUUGUUCAAAUGGUUACUGAUAAUAGAACGAAUGAAAUGAAUAUCAAGAAUGACGUCGAUAACGGUGAGUUUACUAUGGACUUGUAUACUUUGCCUGAUUCCUUGUUGAAGAGUUUAUGGGAUUAUGUUAAGAAACAUACAGGUGAAGCCUAG
This is a messenger RNA of Lodderomyces oxycetoniae, 777 nucleotides long. It is a transcript of the gene TAF14, whose product is annotated as TATA-binding protein-associated factor. Gene Ontology annotation, molecular function: histone binding. The record is from RefSeq and is a predicted model, not a curated record. The transcript has 2 exons. Gene Ontology annotation, cellular component: transcription factor TFIID complex; transcription factor TFIIF complex; SWI/SNF complex. NCBI's taxonomy places the organism in Eukaryota, Fungi, Ascomycota, Pichiomycetes, Serinales, Debaryomycetaceae. Gene Ontology annotation, biological process: regulation of transcription by RNA polymerase II; chromatin remodeling. Bases 1 to 777 code for a protein of 258 amino acids.